GCCUCUGCCGCCGCAGCACAACGUUCAUUCGCGACGUGGGCACGGUGCGGGUAGGUUUGCAGUCGGGGGGUUCAUCGCACGCCGCGCCGAAACUCCGGUAACACAGGGCUCGGGGUUUCAUCAAAGAGACACUGAAACCGGCGCUACACGACGCUGCCAGGAAAGAAGACCAGACGACGGAAGCUUGGACUGGCAGCAGACGACAAUAUAACCGUGAACACCGGCAUAACUGUGACAUUUAAGGCGCGUCUCCUGAUGUGAUUGAGAAGAUAGGGUAAUUUUGCGCGACAGUCGGAACGGCAUUUUAACAUUCCCGGAGGUGUGAAUAUAAAGGGAGGAAACAUGGCCGAUGCUACGCAGUAUUCGGAGGUGCCGCAGAACGAGCAGCAGACCAAGCCCGGCUCGCCCACCAAGGGCGGCGAUACCGAUGUGGUUUGCCUGAAACCCAAGAUGAGUUUGCUCAAUGGUAUCACUGUCAUCGUCGGCAGCAUCAUCGGUUCGGGUAUCUUCGUAUCGCCGCGCGGAGUCCUGGCCAACACCGGUAGCGUCGGAGCGUCUCUCAUAGUAUGGGUUGUGUGCGGCAUCUUUUCCAUGAUCGGUGCUUACUGCUACGCCGAACUGGGAUGCAUGAUCACCAAGACCGGUGCCGACUAUGCCUACAUCAUGGAGGCGUUCGGACCUUUCGUCGCUUUCCUGCGUCUCUGGGUGGAGUGCAUGAUCGUGCGUCCCUGUUCGCAGGCCAUCGUGGCCCUCACCUUCUCCUUCUACGUGCUGCGGCCGAUAUUCCCCGACUGCGAUCCUCCGGACCCGGCGGUCAGGGCUCUCGCCUUUGUCUGCAUCGCACUACUGACCUUCGUCAACUGCUGGGACGUCAAGUGGUCAACGCGUGUCCAAGAUUUCUUCACCUACGGCAAGUUGAUUGCCCUGGCCACCAUCAUCAUCACCGGAAUCGUGCAGCUCUGCUACGGACACACCGAGCACUUCAACUUCGAGAACACCGAGACUGACGUCACCAAAAUUGCGCUCUCCUUCUACUCGGGGUUGUUCGCUUAUAACGGCUGUGAAGAAGGGAGUCGUUUGCGUUCCCGCCAUAUAUAUACUAACGUUGAGUGUUGUCCCGACUGCAUGCGUGAUGUGGCACCACCUAAUAAACGCAGGAACCUCCCGUUGGCCAUAUUCAUCUCGUGCAUCCUGGUCAUGGUUGUGUACACGUUCAGCAUCGUUGCUUUCCACACCACACUGUCCGUGCAAGAAGUUCUCGGAGCGGAGGCCGUUGCUGUGACCUUCGCUGAAAAGCUUUACGGAUACAUGGCCUGGAUUGUGCCUGUCUUUGUUGCCAUGUCCACGUUUGGUGGCGUCAACGGAAUCCUCUUCACAUCAUCACGUCUCUUCUACGCCGGUGCCGAACAUGGUCAGAUGCCCAGACUUCUGUGCAUGAUCUCGAUAAACCGCCUGACACCGUCACCCGCUGUUCUUGCUAUGUGCCUGCUGUCGCUGGUGUACCUGUGCAGCAGCGACAUCUUCGCGCUGAUCAAUUACGUGGGAUUCGCCACGUGGCUCGCCAUCGGGCUCGCUGUGGCCACGCUUCCGUACUUCCGCUGGAAGGCCCCGAACCUCAAGAGGCCCAUCAAGGUUAACCUCAUCUGGCCCAUAAUCUAUCUGAUCGCCACCGUCUUCAUCACGAUUGUACCCAUGAUUGCGGAACCCGUGCAAACUGGCUUCGGAGCCCUGAUCAUCGCCACUGGAGCACCCGUAUACUUCAUCUUUGUCUACUGGAAAAACAAGCCACGGUGGAUCCAAGGACCAUUCGACAGCGCCACGUUAUUUUUACAAAAGAUGCUCGUAGUGGUGGCCUCCGAAAAGCCCAAGGACGUCUAGGCGCACCUGGGGCCAUGUUCUUCAAGGAGGAGCACCUCAUCAACCACCCAUCUGCAUCCCACCUUCAAGGGUGCUCAAAUGUCGUCUUUGUCAUCAUCGUAAAGAAAACACUGUGACCAGAGGGAAACCACUGGAUACUUACGCUCGUUCUUGACUUUGUCACAAAUGAAAAAAAAAACUCUAACAAAGAAUCAAAAAGACGGAAACCAUCUGCAGACGAGUCAAAUGCAAAAGGGCGAAUAGCGUGAAUCGAAACAAACAUAAAAUUAUUGGAAUAAGAAACACUGUAGCACCGUUAGCGUUGUUGAGAACUGUGAGACGAAAUGCCUCGUUGUAACAGAUUCCUGGUUCUUCACUGAACUUCUUUUCCUGAAUGUUAUGGUUUGAACAUGGAGAAAUACGAGGUAUAGUGAACACACGACACGCGUAUUAGUAUUUACCGUACAUUGCGUUCUUCUGCCGUAAUGUCUACAAACUAAAUACACUAAGAUCGUUUGUGCAUUACGUUUCGUUCCUGCAGUUGCUAUAGGGUGUGUUGUAUAAUUUCAUUUACGAAAAUGUCAAGUAAGUUCGUUUUAUGAAUGCGCAGCUCAUACAAGCAUGCAUAUAUUCUUCCUUUUGCUUUCUAUGGACUCUGCAUAUAUUUUUCCGUUAGCCUAGCUUAGAUUUUGAAAGUCUCGUGGUGUAAUAGUGGCGAAAGAAGUUAAUUUAUUAUCCACUCUAUGACGCUGUCCAUCGGCGACGAACUAUAGUCAUGCGUUGAGAAGAGAACGAGUGAAUGUUUCUCUUCUGUGAUCUGGCUGGGUGAGGCAAAACUUGAGGUGGAUAAGGCUUUGCAGGUUUCCACACGUCAUAGAGCUACGACUCGCAGUCUCAUAAGCUUGUGUUCACGUAUUCAUAUACCAAAGUCCGGAAGGCUUGUUGCAGUUACGAAUGAUCUUGACUUGACACUGUUCAUUCCUGAACUUUAAUGUUGUCAUCUGUAUUCUGCACGUAAGUCACACACGUAAAUGUUGAGAUACAGUCCCACAUGAUUGAAACGGUCACUUGAGGUAGACUGCAUGACACAGCUGCGCACCUCUGUAAUGGACAGUCAUGGGCAUUUCAGGUAGGAAUGGGUUACAGGGUUUAUUGAAGAGCAUUCUUUGGCUCUUGUUCUCUGCAGUGCACGCAAAUUCAGCGUGCCAUAUUUGGCAACCGUGCAAUUAAAGGACAUAGUUGGUGCUCUAGAAUUUUCAGUUGUGAAACGUGUCACAUUUUGUAAUUUAUUGUUCACGUUUGUACAACUGUACUUCUAAAGAAAAUGCAUGCUGGUCUACCGAAUUUACCGCUCCUUUAGAAAACAGGGAUCUACUACAACGAGGCAGGCCGUACAAGUAUAUAUAUACACUGUGUAUGAGUGUGUGCGUGUGUAGGUAGAAACGUGUGUACAUACAAGCCGGUAUGCUCGUGAAACAUAUAUAUGCACGUAUAUAUUUUUGUAAUUAAGACAUUAAGUUUGCAGAAAAAAAAGAUACUUUGAGGAGAUGUUCCGAAUGUCUUUCAGUACCAAUGCUUCCAUGAACACGCGUAGGAACAAAAUAAAGAUGAAUGGUAUCUCUUAGGACGUCGGAGGAUAGCUCUUUCAAAUGCCUGGCACAUAUCGAAUAUUUGUGGAGAGUGUCUUGGUUAUUUUUGCCAUAACGCAUGAUCUGUUCAGACCCGUGUUAUAGAUAUAUUCGUGAUGAACUCGCUAUGGCAAUUGGUAGCUCUGUAAUUUGUUUGACGCUACUCACCUUGUCAAAAAAGUUAGGGCGUUGAGCUUUCAUGCUUAAGCAAACUUUCACAGCGACGAGUUGGUUAAUCUGUGCUGGAUAAAUGUGAAGUUGCUGGUUGAUUGGUUGGUGGAUAAUGAAGUGAUUAUUGCAUUGUACAGGAUCAUUGCAUUAGUAACCAAUCCUUGGCUAGUAGCAAAUCCUAAGACUAAAUCUGAGCUUCAUAAUGGUUUGUAAUAUUGGAAGAGUCUCCUUAAUUUUUUUAUGUGAGCUCCGAUGUUAAGUUGCACAGCCUAAUCAGUCGUCAUCUGUUACGUACCUUGUAAAAUACGUUAACUUUGCGUAUGCAUCACAGAGUCGAAGGUCCGUGUUGCAACAUGACGUCACAGCUACGUGACGUCACAAAACUUGACCUCACGACUACCAUUUUCUUUCUCAAGGCUGAUCUUUGUUCGGUAUCUGUCAUUUCCGCAGAAAGCGUGAAUGUUAAGUGCAUGGUUUUCUUAUUUUUGUUAUCACACAUAUCACAUUGCAUUUACAGAAGCAGUCGCAAUUGCCUUGGAACAAGCCAGGCGUGCCCACCGAAAAAAACCAUACUUGGUCGGUAGUCUUGAGAUAAUUCACAAUUGAUCUGUGCGUCACCUUUUAUGAGGUGGAAGUUUAUCUAGUAUCAAAUUCAUGUGCGUUCCACGGGCCUCCGAUGACAUGUAGGGCAGCACCGUCAUGCUUUUCUUGACAAUUCUGACUGAUGCCGAGUGUACUGUUUCAAUUUCAAUGUACGGCUUUGUUUUUUGUUUCAUGAACGAUGCAAUACGUACGAUCAAAAGGACGAUUUUCUAAGUAUUUAUAUUGUUUUUGAUAAAAUAAUCUAGUUAGAGUAGAAAUGGAAUGCAUUUCUGCACACAAAAGACCAUCAACGCAAACCCUACUGUUAUAUAUUACGUAAACAAUCGAUGUUUACAAUUCAAUUCUGAUAUAGUUAGAUGAUCUAAUGGCCUAGCUAAUUUAUCUGUGCUACACUCUUUAACUAGACGAUUCACCGAGAGGAAAUGGAACCAAAGAGUGUGUUGGUUAUCAGGAAAUGGAAGAUUGUAAUUUUUAAUGGUUAUAUUAUAGAUGAUUGUUUAGGCACACAUAAAACAAGGGGUGGGAUGUCGUUGACGAAGUUCCUUAGAGCAGCACAAAAAUGUAAUAUGCAAUGUUUUUUGUCUUGUGACUGUCAUUACAUUUCUAUGAAAACAUCAAGAAAUGUUUUACGACAUUAAAUUAGAUGACGCGAAUAAUGCUUAGAGCCCCCACUGAACUUAUCUUUUAUUACUAAGUAGGUCUCGCUUCCACCGAAUUUCAUCAAAUGGGGCUCAAAGGCAAGGUCAAAGAGCAGCGAUUUCUUUUCGAUGUUGCCAUCCAUAACUUCCUGUUUCGAAGCAUAUGUAUAGAUAUUUUCUCAUAAUAUAAAUAUCUUUAAUAUAUACGACAACAUAAUUCAAUGCAAUACUGUUACAGUGGAAACAUCAAAGAAUUUUCACUGUUUUUUGUCACCGAUAUACAUGAUUAACCACUUGCCAAAACUUGUGUCGAGUGUUUCGUGAGGUCCUCUGCCGCGUUAUUAUUUCAAGAUUGAGGGUUUCAUCGGUGUUGGCAGCUACGCAGAAAGAUUUUCGGACUCACCAUGCAAAGCGGCAUUGAAUGCACCACAUGCACAGAAUGCUCAUGUGCGAGAAACUUGGUGACGUAGUAUGGACGUCUAGGGUUGAAUGCAAGAUGACAGUGCUGUUUUUAUCAGUUUACAGUGUACACGACUGUGCUCGGUGACCGUUGGCUACAAAGUGGCCGUUUUAUUUUGCUUUAUUUUUAUGUUCGGAAAAUCCUCCAUUUAUGUUGUGUAAUUGUAGGAAUCGUCAUGAUUUCAUCGCGCGUGCGCAGCUUCCAAGCUACAUGAGUAACUCUCAGAAGAAAAAGUGUGAAGAUAUCAGUAAGUGAUGACGCUAUUGAUCUUGACAAAAAAAUAGGCAUUAAAAUCUUUUUUAUAUAUA
Messenger RNA from Rhipicephalus microplus (southern cattle tick), 5665 nucleotides. RefSeq names its product large neutral amino acids transporter small subunit 2. The record is from RefSeq and is a predicted model, not a curated record. Gene Ontology annotation, molecular function: L-amino acid transmembrane transporter activity. NCBI's taxonomy places the organism in Eukaryota, Metazoa, Arthropoda, Arachnida, Ixodida, Ixodidae. Gene Ontology annotation, cellular component: membrane. Gene Ontology annotation, biological process: amino acid transmembrane transport.